AUGCAGCUAGAGCAGCUGCAGGCAGGCUGGGACAGGAUCCCUGGCCAGGGCCAGGAGCCAGAUUCUCUGCUGACCCUCACAAGCCCUGUGACCUUGAGUCAGUCUCUCUCCUUAGAGAGACAGGAACCAGGAGGUGGCCCCAUAGUCGAAGCUGACCUGGCCAGUGCUUCCUCUUGUGGAUGUGGGAAGUGGUGGGUUGGCCUUGAGUGCAAGAAGGCUGAGGGACGGGAUCUGGAGGAGGAGGAAGGAUUCCCAUUGCACGUCAGGGCCCGAGAACUCAUCCAACACAAACACACGCCCGCCCCUGCACUGGGCCUGUCCAAGGCUGCUCACAAGGAGCGGUCAAGGAGCCUCAGUGUGGAACACAGCUGUGACAAGACCUGCCAGCCAGAGAGGGAGCUCACGCUGAGGGGGCCACCCGCAUCCAGUCUAGAGCGUGUCAAGGACUUCACGAAAGCUGCAAAUUCUUCACACUUCAUAAACAGACAUGACUUUUUCGAUUACCCAGACUCAGACAAAGCCAAGCUCCUGGCUGUGGCCCAAUUCAUUGGAGAAAACACUGUCAUCUUUACAACCUCAGAUUCCAAGUCUAAAAUCUCCUAUUACAUAACGAUGGGCUUCCUGGUUGUGGUUCUCCUCUUCCUCCUUUUCCAGCUCUGCACACACAUGUAA
Condylura cristata (star-nosed mole) is the source of this 672-nucleotide messenger RNA. RefSeq names its product chromosome unknown open reading frame, human C16orf92 (gene FIMP1). The transcript is spliced from 5 exons. The coding region runs from base 1 to 672 and encodes 223 amino acids. The record is from RefSeq and is a predicted model, not a curated record. Gene Ontology annotation, biological process: fusion of sperm to egg plasma membrane involved in single fertilization. NCBI's taxonomy places the organism in Eukaryota, Metazoa, Chordata, Mammalia, Eulipotyphla, Talpidae.